Prosopis cineraria is the source of this 3428-nucleotide messenger RNA. Its product is annotated as receptor-like protein kinase. NCBI's taxonomy places the organism in Eukaryota, Viridiplantae, Streptophyta, Magnoliopsida, Fabales, Fabaceae. Gene Ontology annotation, molecular function: receptor serine/threonine kinase binding; protein kinase activity; ATP binding. Gene Ontology annotation, biological process: protein phosphorylation. The coding region runs from base 1 to 3267 and encodes 1088 amino acids. The record is from RefSeq and is a predicted model, not a curated record. The transcript is spliced from 10 exons.
AUGCCCCCUCAACGUUUUCUCACGGCAACUUCCUCUGCUUCACAUUACAUCAACUUCAUCCAUAGCACUGUGCAAAUACCUGUACACAACCUUUCAAUUACGCACACUUGUUCUAAACAGCACCAAAAUGGGCUGAUUCUAUUGUCACUCCUCAACCACUGGACUUCUGUGCCUCCUUCUUUGAAGUCCAGCUGGAAGUCCUCUGAUUCUACUCCUUGUUCUUGGAUAGGAAUAAAAUGCGACCGCUACAACAACUUGGUCUUCCUAAACCUCACUGCAUCUCAGAUUUUUGGACCGCUUGGGACAGAAAUUGGACAGUUGACUCACUUGCAGAACUUUUCGUUGGCAAUAAAUGGUUUCUCAGGAACAAUACCCCCAGAGUUAGGCAAUUGUAGUCUGCUUGAGUAUAUUGAUCUUUCUAAGAAUCAAUUGUCUGGAAAAAUGCCUCCAGAAAUUGGAAACUGCAAAUCUUUGAAGUCGUUACGUGAAAUUCCACUUACCAUUUGGAAGAUUCAGAGUCUCAAGCAUGUCCUUCUUCAGGAUAAUAACCUCACGGGGAAAUUAUCUUCUGAGUUGACAGAGCUCAAGCAUCUGAAAAAUAUCUCAUUGUCUGACAAUCAAUUCUUUGGACCAAUUCCUCAAGGGUCUAUUCCUAAAUUUGAAGGUAAUCAGAAUCUUUUAGUCAUAGACAUUGGCAAGAACAACAUCAGUGGAGUAAUUCCAUCAAGUUUGGGAAACUGUACAAAUCUUAUUGGUUUAAUUUUGUCCAUGAAUAACAUUAUAGGUCUUAUACCCUCAGAGCUGGGAAACCUCGUGAAACUUCAAGCUUUGAAUAUUGCUCACAAUAACCUCGAAGGUAUUUUGCCACCGGAACUAUUGAUUUUAAGAGAGAAUCAUUUCAGUGGGUUUUUCCCAUAUUUCUUCUCAGGUUAUACUCAGCUUCUCGAGCUACAACUUGGUGGAAAUAUGAUCCAAGGAACAAUUCCUGCAUCAAUUGGAUCAUUGGUUCACUUGUAUGAGUUGAAUCUGAGCGCUAACAAAUUAACAGGUGGGAUCCCCGAAGACAUUGGGAAGUUGAAAAUGCUAGAAAGUCUAGAUAUAUCCCUGAACAGUUUGACAGAGAGCAUACAAGUUCUUGGCGAAUUUGUUUCAUUAACAGAAGUCAAUAUAUCUUACAACUCAUUCUUCGGUCCUUUACCAGAAUGGAAGAUUCAACGACUGAAUUUAUCUCCAUCAUCAUUCUUGGGCAAUCUUGGCCUUUGUGUUAGUUGUUCGACUUCAGAUGGCCUGAGGUGCUUAAAAACUAGCCAUUUGAAGCAAUGCGCCACUAAUUCAACUGACCAAGAAGGCAACAAACAUUCGAAUUUAGUAUUUGGUCUAAUAUCUUAUAUGGAGGUCAAUGUUAAUUGUGAAGAGAAAGAGGCUUUGUUUUCAAAUCACGAGAGGGGUUUUAGAAUUAUUGACCUAAUAGAUGCUGCAGAUUUUCUACAUGAUCGAUAUAUAAUUGGUGGAGGAGGGCAUGGGAUUGUUUAUAAAGCUGAACUUGGUGUUGGAGUUUUUGCUAUUAAGGUUAAACUUGCACGGAGCAAUAGGAGGAAAUUGAACUUGUUCAGAGAAAUUGAGAUGACUAAGAACUUCAUGCAUGAAAAUGUGGCAAGAUGCCUAGGCUCUUCGACAUGUGAAGAAUAUGGUCUAACCAUCAGCAGAUGCAUGGAAAAUGGAAGCCUUCACGAUGUUUUGCAUGAAAGCAAUCCACAAACAUGCUUAUCUUGGAAUGUCCGCUACAAGAUUACUAUUGGAAUUGCAAAAGGACUGGCAUAUCUCCAUCAUGACUGCGAUCCUCCCAUAUUACAUCGAGACAUCAAACCAAAGAAUAUACUCCUUGACUCUGAUAUGCAUCCUUACAUUACUGAUUUUGGUAUUUCCAUUGCUUUGAAUCAGUCCUCUACCAUGGUACGUAUGCGGUCAAUGUAUCAUCUAGGUACCCGUGGGUUUAUGGCACCAGAGAUUGCAUGUCUGAUAGUGCCCGGCUGUGAGAUUGAUGCAUACAGCUAUGGGGUAGUUUUGCUAGAGCUGAUAACGAGAAAGAAAGUAUUGGAUUCCUCAUUUAUGGAAGUGGAAACGACCUUAGUAGGGUGGUUUAAAUCUAUAUGGAGGAGAACAACUGAACUUGAAGAGAUUGUUGAUUCAAGCCUUGCUAGGGAGCUUUCAGAUUUAAAUGUAAAGGUGCAAGUUAUCAAAGUGCUUUUGGUGGUCUUGAUAUGCACUGAGGCAGCUCCAGGAAAGAGACUGAAGAUGAGAGAUGUAGUUGAGUUCUUUGAGGCACCCACUGAUCCAGGAAUUUUUGUUCAGCAUGACAAAGCAUUUCAUUUAGGGAGUUCUCUUGCAUCUGCUUCGGCCUCUAUAUUUUUUCAGGAGGAAGUCAAGAUCACUACCAAUAGAGGUUUUUUCCCAAUUCUUGGUGAGGUGAUGAAGGCUAAUGCAAAUGAGAACAAUCCGAACAUUAUUGGCAGAGGAACUCAUGGAGUUGUUUAUAAAGUUCAACAAGGGACAUCUCUAGUUUAUGCUGUAAAGAAGGUUACAUUUGCUGGGAACAAAGGAAAGAUCCAAAGCAUAUUUAGAGAAAUUACAAUACUUGGAAUGAUUAAGCACCGGAAUCUACUUAGAUUGCUAGAUUUUCAAUUCAAAAAGGACUAUUGUCUAAUCUUGUACAGUUACAUGUCAAAUAAAAACCUUCAUGAGGUUUUGCAUGGAAAGAAUCCACUACCACCUGUAGAGUGGAAUGUGCGAUGUAGGAUAGCUGCUGGAAUUGCUCAUGGAUUGGCUUAUCUCCAUUAUGAUUGUCAUCCUGCCAUAGUGCACCGUGCCAUCAAGCCAAAAAAUAUGCUUGUAGAUUCUGAUAUGGAGCCUCAUAUUGCUGAUUUCGGUACUGCCAAACUUUUGGAUCAAUCUUCUUCAGCAUCAUCUUCAUCUUCACUCGUUCCGAACACAUUAGGGUAUACAACACCAGAGGAUACAUGUACAACAGCAAAUACAAGGGAGUUUGAUGUCUACAGUUAUGGGAUAGUAUUGCUUCAGUUAAUAACCAGAAAGAAGGCAAUGGAUCUAUCAUUUAUGGAGGGAACUGAGAUAGGAAUUUGGGCUAGAAUUCUGUGGGAGGAAACAGGAGACAUUCAAAACAUUGUUGAUUCAAGCCUUGCAGAAGAGAAGAAUCCACACGAGACCCACAAUGAGAGAUGUUAUCAAGCAAUUAGAAGAUAUUAUUAAAAUAAAACACUCUUUUUACUGCUCUUCUGGGAGCUUAUGAAAUCCAGAAUUUUUAAAUUUUUAUUAGGAAAAAAUGUUGUUUGCUAUUAAUUUCAUUAGUAAGAUUAUAGAAUCAAUAUAUAUAUAUAUAUAUAUGUAUAUAUAUAUGUGUAAAUAUGUGC